CAAGCUAGUUUCGGAGACAAAUAGAUUUAGCCAACAGGAGAAACUUUAAGAUCCAUAGGCGGAUAAUUUCUCCCCGCAGUCAUCGUUCAGGCACUCCUCUCCAGUCGGUUAUAUUGCAACGCGUGUUGCGUAGACCGACACAUGUUUGUCUUGCAUUUCCCCGCCUGAAGAACCUGACAAUCAAGGCUUAUCCGCGGACAUGUCCACGAAUUGUAGACAACCGCCCCGGAAAAGGCGUUGCGCUACUGUUCCCAUUGGCGACAUCCUCAGGAACUGGCUUGAUCAUGCGGUCAUCGCUAGGGGUUUCGGGGGUGUGCAUUAAUUAUGCAGGCUUCCGGGGAGUCGCAUGUCAAGCAUUUAAAGGGUACUUGCAGAACACCCCGAGGGAGCAACGAGCCAACUUCGAUCAGCAUCUAGUACAAUGCAUCUUAGCACCAGCUUGAGAUUGCUCUGCCUCGCAGCACCAGGCCUCGUUGCCUCGAUUUCUUCCUCUCCUCUAUCAACCUCGGGUCGAUGGAUCGUCGAUACUGAUGGGAACAAUGUCACCUAUGCAGGAGUCAACUGGCCCGGUGCUGAGGUGGCCAUGUUGCCUGAAGGGCUGCAGUACCAAUCCAUCGAGUACAUCGUCGGCAAGAUCAAGGAUCUAGGCAUGAAUGUCAUUCGCCUUACCUUUGCUAUCGAAAUGAUCGAUGACAUCUAUGAGACCGGAGCAGAUAUACCGAUCAAAACGUCACUGAUCAACGCUCUGGGUGAAACAAAUGGAACCAAAAUUUACGACGAUAUCGUCAGUAAUAACCCGCAGUUUGGGGAAAAUACUACUCGACUGGAGGUUUACGACGCAGUAGCCGAAGAAUGCUACAACCAAGGAAUCUAUGUGCAUUUGGACAACCACGUCUCCAAAGCCAGUUGGUGUUGCUCGACCACUGACGGAAAUGCCUGGUUCGGAGACACCUACUUCAACGUGAGCAACUGGCACAGGGGAUGGAAAUAUAUGGCCGAGCACGUCAAAUCCCUGCCAGCCGUAAAAAGCAUCGGCAUGCGCAACGAACUCCGCAGCCCUGAUGACAACACGACACUCGCAGACGACACCUACAACUGGGAAACAUGGUACAGCAACAUGGUAGAAAACGCGAACCAAGUUCAUUCCAUCAAUCCAGACCUGCUCCUCUUCUUCUCAGGUCUUAAUUACGAUGUCACACUCUCACCGAUACCGACCGCCUCGGACCUCGGCGAUGGCACCGUCUUCAAGAAAAGCGAUUUCGACUUUGAAGAUAAGAUCGUACUAGAGCUUCACAACUAUGACACAUCUGCUACAAGCUGCAGUAGUCUAUCGUCUAGCUUGUUGAGCGAUGGUUUCGAUGCCCUAGAGACGGACGACUCGAGUAUCGUAAAUGUGCUUCCGGUCGUGAUGACAGAGUUCGGGUACGAGCAAGAUGAUUCCACCUAUACGGAAGUAUAUGCCUCAUGCUUGAGGGAAUGGCUGCCUAGUGUUCAUGCCGGGUGGAUGAUUUGGGUGCUUUCAGGCAGUUAUUAUAUCCGCCAGGGAAUACAGGAUUAUGAUGAGAGUUGGGGUCUUCUAGAUCAUACGUGGUCUGGUUGGCGAUCAGCCGAGGCAAUUGAUAAUGGCAUCAUUCCUAUGGUCAACGCGAGUUUGGGAUACUAAUUGACCUCGUCGGUAUAUUGGUGUCCACGUAACGAAGGGCUUUGAACUGGGUCCUGCGAGAGUCCAGCAAUAGCGACCUACUCAUUUCCCAUUCACUCUACACCAUCGGCAUUUCUUAUGAAUGUAUGUAUGUAUGUAUGACAUCCCCCCAUACAAGCAGUCCAAAAUUCCCCAGACCUUUGAACACAUAACAAUUGUUUUCGCGCCCCACUGCCAAGAAUUUAGUGGGGGAGCUAUAGAGAGCCAAUUACGCGUGGGCCCAGCCGAGCCCUGCCAUGUCUAGACAGGGUAAGAUGGCAGAAUCUAUACAUAAGUAGUAAGGCC
Aspergillus eucalypticola CBS 122712 is the source of this 1987-nucleotide messenger RNA. Its product is annotated as cellulase family protein. Bases 422 to 1663 code for a protein of 413 amino acids. The transcript has 5 exons. Gene Ontology annotation, molecular function: hydrolase activity, hydrolyzing O-glycosyl compounds. The record is from RefSeq and is a predicted model, not a curated record. Lineage: Eukaryota; Fungi; Ascomycota; Eurotiomycetes; Eurotiales; Aspergillaceae.